AUGUUCUUCGCUGCUCUCGAGGCAACUUGCAUCGUCUGUGGCACGGAGAUUGAUGGGCUGCAUCGCUGGGCAAAGCAUUUCCGGGCAGUCUACUGCUCCUCGACAGGUGUGAGGGUGACGGUGCCCUUGUGCUUGGCACCUUCUCAUCCUGCAGUCCGUAUCCCAGCCGAUGCGGUGACGGAUGAAUGGGUUUCCGAGAGGAUGCCCGAGCAUGACCAGACCGAUCUGUACGCGUACCAUGAGCCCUGCUGGAGACGCCUGGUCAGCCAUUUCAGUCCCACCGAGUUCGAUGUGGGCUAUGUUUUUGAGGCCCUAGAAUAUUUGCCACUGCCCUUGCUAUGUGGCCACUAUGAAUCCACACCAACGAGAUUAAAGCCUCCUUACAUGUGGGAGGCAGUGAAAGAAGGCCUUGUUCAUCAGGCUGAUUAUGCCAACCUGGAUGACCUCAUGCGAUUUGCAAAAGCACUCCCGAGCCCCUGGCAUCCGGCGAUGUCUUCUGCUCCAUUCGUUGCAGACCUCUUCCAGCGACUGCCACUAGAACUAAUCGAAAUGAUCGCUGUUCUAUUGCCCACGCGAGACGUACUUCAUCUCCGCCAGGUAUCACGCGGGGUAGCUCCGGUUUUCAGCAGCUCAGCCUUCUGGAAGACACGUUUCGACUUGAACGCAGAGCGCGGGUUUCUUUGGCCAGUCGUGCGAGACUUGAUAGACACAGCAAAAGGCAAUGGAUUCGAUUGGAGGCUCCUGUACCACUGUACUUGCCAUCUCACCUGCAGCCAAUGGUUUCGCUCAGAGCUGAAAUCUUGGGAGGCGCUCCGGUGGCUUCGGGAUACAGCCCUGGCUUUAGCCUCCGGGGGGCCCCGUCCGCUCGACUAUCGCGGUGAUGCCUUACAUUACUACCAUAAUGCCAUGAUUGGAGAUACGCACCUCGAGGUGGUAGACUGCGAUUCUCGGGUGCUUUACAUUGCGGUUUCUGCACAUGAUGAUUGCGGCUCACAUGAUAACCCUGGGUCUGUGUGUAUCACAGGACUGGAAUUCUUUUUCGAGAAUGGACCACCGGCGAUUUUGGGUUACACUUCGCCCGGAGCAGAGAAUAUUUCCAGAAAGAAGUGGAGGAAUUCUGAGCGGACGAAAAUGGCCCAUCCUAGAGUCAGAGUUAUGAUGGAUCUGAUCGACUUCAAAGGAAUCAUGGUGACGCAGACACUUGAUGGGGUUAGUGGUGUGCUUAUAUUACAAAGCCUUGAUGAAGAGAGAGAAGCACGCCGUAGACGGCGGAGGUGUUGUGUGGGGGAGAGAGACUACCCUCGUCAUGCUUAUCAUGGUUUACGCACUUGUUCUCUGGAAGAGGUCUCACAAGUCGUGGCGGUAUUUAACAACCACAGAUUGAUAGACCUUGGUAUACGGGGCCGAACAGCAAAGCGAAAACCGCAAUUGUCGGAAAGACAGCGAAGGUCGGAAAUCAAAUCUUUUAAAGAAGAGGGCAAUCUUGCACCAGGUUUGGAGUUGAGAUAA
Aspergillus luchuensis is the source of this 1509-nucleotide messenger RNA. Its product is annotated as F-box protein. The transcript is spliced from 3 exons. Gene Ontology annotation, molecular function: protein binding. The coding region runs from base 1 to 1509 and encodes 502 amino acids. The record is from RefSeq and is a predicted model, not a curated record. NCBI's taxonomy places the organism in Eukaryota, Fungi, Ascomycota, Eurotiomycetes, Eurotiales, Aspergillaceae.